Molecule: messenger RNA, 2850 nt
Organism: Amphibalanus amphitrite
Lineage: Eukaryota; Metazoa; Arthropoda; Thecostraca; Balanomorpha; Balanidae
Product: RNA-binding protein 14-like
Exons: 3
Coding region: 123-1493 (456 amino acids)
Source: RefSeq, a predicted model, not a curated record
GCUGAGGACGCUAUUCUGCGACCACACCGAUCCAGCCAAAAUAGCUCGUCAGCUCCCGUCGGCCCAAAGUGUCGCCGGUUCAGAUAACACAGAGAGCGCAAACAAACACAAACAGAUCAGCCAUGAAGAGCGCACCGCUGCUUCUGGCUGCCGUCGCCUGCUGUGUCGGCAUUGCCAGCCCGCUGCCAGCCGCGCCCACCAUCGGUCCGAUGACGAAUGACGCCUCCCCCGCCUCUGCCCCCGCCCCGUCCGACCCGCCCGUCCCGUCCGGCGGUACCUCCGGGCCGGCAGUACCGCUGGCGGUCCCCAGGCCGGUGCGCCGGUCGGCCCCGGCGGCCGGCCCGCCGCUAGAGCCGCUGGCCGGUCCGUACCUGGGUGCUGGUGGCGUGCCGCUGUCCUCAGCUGCCUACCAGGCCCAGCCGAGCUGGCCGCAGCAGCCUCAGAAUGAGCUGCAGUACCUGGGACAGCCACCGGCUCAGUACAUGGGACAGCCGGCCCAGUACCUUGGCCAGCCGGGAACCCAGUACAUGGGUCAGUCAGCCGCUGAGUACUACGGCCAGCCCGGGGCUCCUCAGUACCUCGGCCAGCUCGCCUCUGAAUACCUGAGCCAGCCAGCUCAGUACAUGGGCCAGCCCAGCACACAGUACCUGACCCAGCCUGGUACUCAGUACCAGGGCCAGCCGGGUGUCCAGUACCUGACCCAGCCUGGUACUCAUUACCAGGGCCAGCCUGGUGUCCAGUACCUGGGUCAGCCUGGUACCCAGUACCUGGACGAGGCGGAUGCCCCGUAUGCGGGCCAGCCGGGUCAGGUGAACCCGCUGCCGGCCGGCGGCUCUCAGUACGUCGAGCAGGACACUGACGGCUCAGACCUGGUCAACUUCCUGCUCCAGUACCCCGACCUGCUCGAUUCAAGCCGGUACGAGCCGCAGUACGGCGAGUCGGCCGAGUAUGCCGACUACUCGAGCGGAGGAGACGCGUGGCAGAGCGUCGACAAGCGACCGGCGCCCGCCGCUGAGCAGCGCACCGCUCCCGUCACAGAGGACACCCUGCUGCGGCAAAUAGACGGUCUGCGGGCGCCGCAGCCGGCCGCGCGGGCUGUGUCCUCCACCUCUGCCUCCUCCACAACCACCACCACCACCACCACCACGACCACCACCACCACCCGGCCGACCACGACGCUGAGCAGCCGGGCGGCGGCCGGUGUGGGCGCCGGCACACGCGGCGGCAUGGCAGAGGUGCCUCUGUACGGCACCUCUUCGCGACGACAGGCCACGGCCGGCCACCUGCAGCUGGCGCCUCAGCGGCGGUCGGCAGGGCCCGGAGCCGAGCAGCCCUCCACAGAGUCGGCGUACGACACCAUCAAGAGGUUUCUCGUCAUGGAGGACGCGUUGAGAAAGCUGUCGAAGCGGUCAGCAGCCGGCGCGUCAGGCCGGGGGCCCGCGUCUGAUGAGCUCUCGCGGCAGCUCAGCGACCUCCAGAGGAGAGACACGUAACUGUCUCCCGCCGACAACGCAGCGAAAGAGACAACGCAGCGCCCGCAGAGAUGAGCCCGAGCGGUCCAGAGCCAAAAUGUCAUGCAGCCCAACAACCCGAGCUAAAAAUCAACGUAAACCGACGCAACCGCGAGCUAACAAUCAAGGCAAACCUAGCGCUGAAGCAGCAACUACGGUCGGCCUUUGUUUAACAGCCCAGUCUCAGUUGCUGGUGGUCGGAAAGAAGCUGCGCUAGCAAGCUAUCCUGCCAGGUCCUGCUAGCCGCACUAAUCGGUCCAGCCUGGUCCGGCCAACCCUAUCAAUCGGCCCGGAUUAGUCCAGCGAGCCCGACCAAUCGACCCACUCGGCGUCUGUCGGAAAACACCUUGCGGUAACCGAAGAAACUCGACCAACAAAUUCGGCAACAGCGUAACCCACAACUGGGGAACAGCGGGGUGCGGGUGGCAUCGAUAAGGCGUUUCGAGGUGUAUAGCUCGGACAGCGGGGCGAUCAGUAUGUUUGGGCCUCAGGUCCGUCAUGGGGACCUAGAUUCCGUCAUUUGGUGUCAAUGUUCAUUCCAAUCAGGGUAAUCGUAGAACAGUGGAAGAAAGCGAGAGAGAGAAAGCGAGAGAGAGAGAGAGAGAGAGAGAGAGAGAGAGAGAGAGAGAGAGAGAGAGAGAGAGAGAGAGAGAGAGAGAGGAGAGAGAGAGAGAGAGAGAGAGAGAGAGAGAGAGAGAGAAAGCAAUGCGAGCGAAACAAUAUAAUAGAAGCUAGUGUAUGUCGCCGCUGCGUAGCGAAUUUCCAGAAUAAGUAGGUACCUUCAUGUGAUGUCAACGUAUGAAUCGUAUGUCAAGGGGGCUCUCCCGAAUGCCUUGUUUAUCGUCCCACGCUGAUUUUGUGAAAUGGGUGGGCGUCAGCAUUUGUCUUGGCUCAUUUUAAGCCACUGACAUUAUUCUAAAUAAGAUAUCCCCGAGAAGCUUUACAUGAUAUUGUGGCUGUUGUUAACCUGUUUACCUGCGUGCGUGAAGUGUGUGUUCUUACGGGUCCAGUGUUGAGCUGACAUGUGAAUGGAGCUCCUUAUCGAGUGAUAUACGAUACCUGUAUGUGCGGUCGCUGAGUGGCAGCGGAGAGGCCCACCGGCCGACCCACCAGCCUCCAGAGGGUAGGUGCGGUACCCACGAGUGUGUGCGAUACCGCUGGGACCCCGGUACCGCGCAGGGGGUGAUGUGAUUUCUCCGCGAAGCCGCCAGUGUGAUGCAUGGUGCAUUAUCCAAUUAUGUAUAGCGCAACGUACUCGUGUUGUACAUAUGUAUAGUUAUCAACGUAUAAUGUAUAUUAUAUUUUCAACUAUUUAAAUGAAAUAUAUACUACCAACAAA